This is a messenger RNA of Capsicum annuum, 883 nucleotides long. Its product is annotated as elicitor-responsive protein 3-like. NCBI's taxonomy places the organism in Eukaryota, Viridiplantae, Streptophyta, Magnoliopsida, Solanales, Solanaceae. The record is from RefSeq and is a predicted model, not a curated record. The coding region runs from base 113 to 757 and encodes 214 amino acids. The transcript is spliced from 5 exons.
GAACAGGUCUAGUGGCCAUCAUUCUAAACAGAAAACUGGUCCGAAUCGAAGCUUUUGUACAUCUUACAACCAUCUUGUUGUGUUUCUGUCAAAGUAAUUCGAUCCAAAAAAGAUGUCAAGUGGGACGCUUGAAGUUUUUCUUGAAAAUGCCAAAGGCCUUGAAGAACAAAACUGGCUCACUAGUAUGAAUCCUUAUGUUGUCAUCACCUGUCGGACUCAAGAGAAGGAAAGUGGUGUUGCAUCAGGUGAAGGAUCUGCCCCUGAGUGGAAUGAGACCUUUGUUUUCACCAUCAGUGGUGAUGUUGAAGAGAUCACCCUCAAGAUUAUGGACAAAAAUACUUUCAGUUCUGAUGAUUUUGUUGGAGAAGCAACAAUUUCCUUACAUGAAGUAUUGCGCGAAGGAGAGGUAUCGGCACGAUCUUACAAUGUUGUCAAGGAUGAAGAAUACUGUGGAGAGAUAAAACUUGGCCUCACCUUCACAUCUGGGGUUCUCAUAGAGGAAGUCGUGACGAAGAAUAUGGUGGACGUAGAAAAUCACGUCAUGACUUCGGAGGAUCUGAUGAAGAAGACUAUGGUGGAUGUAGAAAAUCACGUCAUGACUCUGGAGGAUCUGAAGAAGAAGAAAAAUAUGGCGGACGUAGAAAAUCACGCCAUGACUCCGGAGGAUCUGAAGAAAAAGAAUAUGGUGGACGUAGAAAAUCACAUCAUCACUAGGGCGGAUCUGAUGAAGACUACUAAUUCCAGGAGUUUCAAUUAAUUUAGGGGGUCGUUUGCUUAUCCCCCAUAGCUGGAAAUAAUCCUCAAAUAAAUUACGCACUAAUUUUCCAUUGUUUGAUUGUUGUUCUAUGUUUGUAUUGUAUAAUAUAUACACUCUGUAGCUGCA